Molecule: messenger RNA, 876 nt
Organism: Botrytis sinoallii
Lineage: Eukaryota; Fungi; Ascomycota; Leotiomycetes; Helotiales; Sclerotiniaceae
Exons: 2
Coding region: 1-876 (291 amino acids)
Source: RefSeq, a predicted model, not a curated record
AUGACCUCUUCAAUUGAACACGGGGUCCAGCAAGGCAGUACUCUAGAAAAUCAUUGGGAAUAUGAUAUCGUAACAAAAGCGCAUCCCAAGGUUCAGUCUUGCGUUGAAAAAUGGCUUCGCCAAAUCGAGGACCGGCAACUACAAAAGAUCGAAAAUCCUCGGAUCCCCGUCGAAAUCAUCUUCCAAAUUAUCGAAUUACUUCUUAUCGAUCACGACGAAUGUACGGCAGUCUGUCUCGCUAUUACAGGUCGUGCUUAUUAUAGAUUCUUCUGCUCAGUUCACCCAGAACGAGUACUGCUCAUUUCAAGACCACCAUACCCUUUUAGCCAGAAGGAGUUUCCGCCUACCAUCGCAAAACUUUUACACGAUUCGUUGGUUCCAGAGUACCGACUCUCGAAGCGACUCCAAAAAUUCCUUCUUUGCUCUGUCUAUGGAGAUGAAGCCGGCUCUCACAAAGAGUGGGAUCUGAUCCAGCGAACAAGCGACUAUCACAGCAUUAUAUCAAGACAAGGACGCACAAUCGGAGAACUUAUCUUGCCAAAUCCAUUUGGAAUGGGAACCGAUUGGUAUCUUGCAGCAGUUCGCCAAUUUGUCAAACACGUUGAAGAUGCUGUUCCAGAUUUAUCCACAGUCGGUAGCAAUCUUAUGCAAUAUGUACCAGUCGUAAUGCCCGGAAUCUCUGUGAUUGGACUAACAAUGAGUACAUUCACGUCGACGGGACUUCCAGUUCGGUUAGUCAAUAUGGCUUCAGCGUUGGAUACUAGACCUUGGCUACAUGGAAUACCAUACCCCAGAGUAACUUCGACUGGACACAUAUGCCUGGGCAAACAAUGCUCGGUCAAACACCCGACCAAGAUCAAAUUCGAGAGAACUUGA